GUGUGUGUGAAGCUCUCUCUCCUUAGAAACCCUUGUGUGUGUAUGACUUACUAUUACUCUUGUGUCUUUCUAAACAUUCUCAACAAAAACAAUCAACUGCUUCCAAUCAACAUAGGCGGUAGUUAGUUUACACACAAGAUUAAAAAGAAACAAACCAAAGAAACUGGCAAAGUGUCACCAACUCAGUGUGGAACAGUGAACAGGAAGGGCAAGCAGAACCAAAGGCACCAGUUUUACACACACCCACAAAAGCAAGCCACCACUAUGUAACAGUGGUAGAAAUGUUGGAAGAAUGAGCUGGAAGAAGCGUGUGAGGAACGACAUUGGCAUGCGAUGGCAGCAGUUGUGCAGAGAGACCCACUUGAGCUUCAGGGUCACGCUUUUGCAGAGGAGGGGAAGGGAGGGGGUGGGAGGACAGGCUGCAACAUUAGGGAAUGAUAAAUGAGGCUCACAUGGCCAUGGAAGCUGAAGCUGCAGUAAGUUUCGAGCCCAUGGGCACCAUAUCACGCUUUGUGCAUGCCACGGAAUGUUGCAGACGAGGAAGAAAGUGAUGAGGACAUGAUGUGAGGAUCACGGCAGUGGCGUGAGAUUAGUAGUUGGGGUAGCCACCGAGCAGCGGCGUUGUGACGAGGUCGCAUUGAAGGGGAGGGGAGGGGUGGGGAGGAGAGAUGAGGAAGUGCAGCAGCCAGGCGUUUUCUCAGUGACCGUCCUUCAAUUUUCCUUCAAAUUGCUGCUUGUAAUUCUUUUGAAAAGUUUGUGUACUGUUUGUUGCUUUAUGGUUUUCUGGGUUUUGUCUGAAGAUACGUCGUGCUUUUACGUGGACGUAAUGAGGGACAAGUUGGGUAGCUUGCAGGUCAGUAUUGGAACAUUCGGAUGGCCUUUCGACGUGUGCAUGGGAGUCACCUUGACGUUGAGGUUUGAGUUUCAUGGCAGCGCCAUGUGAGGCCGUUCCAUAGCCUGCUGGCAUUGCGAGUUAGUGGAUUUGGAGAGGUUAAUCGUCGAUGUCAGUGGUGCCGUGAUCUGGAUGGUGUUCGUGGGAUAUUGAGAAGCUGGAAGCCAUAUCCGAAUUGAAGAGGAUUUUUAUUUUACACGUGAGUUUGGUGAUAUGGUAUUUCUCGAGGAUCGGGUUUCAUUAGAUCUCGGAUACGUUCGGGGAGUUUCGUUUCCUUAAGACGGGCACAGCGUUCGAACUCAGAAUUGGUUGACCAGACUUUUCUGAAUACAUCUCUCAUGAAGGGUUAUUUUGCAGUUAGAUAUUGAGAUCUUGAUUCGAUAUACUGGGUGCUGGAGUGUGACGGAGGAUGUCAAAAAUUGGCAGAGAAGUCGGGUCGAAGACGAUGGGUCAGGCAGAGGAAAAUCAAGUUUGGCUACUUGGCUGCAAUGUGACCGCUAAACCGAAAUGGAUGCAGCUUCUCAUUUGCGGAGGUAGCUUUUUUUCGGCUACAUGAUCAAUGGAGUUUGUGAGCUAUGGCUGGUAUUUUACAUUUGUUCAAAGCUUUGUCUACUUGAUACUUAUUUCUUCAUACGGCUUCCGACCUAAGCAUAUUGUCAAUCCCUGGAAGACCUACAUAAAGCUGUCAGCUGUUUUGAUGGGCUCUCAAGGGCUCACGAAGGGUUCUCUGAUGUUCCUAAACUAUCCUGCACAGAUCUUGUUCAAAUUCACGAAGGUCUUGCCAGUGAUGGUGAUGGGCGCAUUUGUACCUGGGUUGAAACGUCGUUACACCGUACUAGAGUACAUUUCUGCGAUUUUACUCGUUUUGGGGCUUGUGACUUUUACACUUCCAGAUGCCCAAACCUCUCCUAACUUCAGCCUCAUGGGCGUGAUGAUGGUUGUAGGACCACUGGUUCUGGACGCCUUUGUCGGAAACUUACAAGAAGUUAUCUUCACUCUUAAUCCCACCACCACUCAGACAAGACUUGAGACACCACUCUUAUCUAGAAAUGAAUUUACUUUUUCCGCCGAUUCUUCUGAGGGACGAGAUUUUGAGGAGCUGCUUUUAGGUCAGACAGCUUUCUUGCUGCAACUCCCAACAAAUUUGAGUCUUUUUAUGGCAUCUUGUGAACUUAAGGGUGGGUCAAGCAGAGGUUCUAUGACAUUUCAGGGAAGUCUAGACUCUACUUGAUUGUUUUCGUCCCCAGGGUACAUUUGUCUUGUUUAAAACAUUCCUUUGAUCUAAUAAGCGAUACGGCUUGUCGAAACAAGCCAAUGGGCAUUUAGCGAC
Messenger RNA from Physcomitrium patens, 2222 nucleotides. Lineage: Eukaryota; Viridiplantae; Streptophyta; Bryopsida; Funariales; Funariaceae. The record is from RefSeq and is a predicted model, not a curated record.